UAAAAAUACGGCCACUGUGAAAGGAAUCUUACAUCCUUCGUGUCUUGUCCCCUGCUGCUUUUUUCUACAGAGAGUUCAGAUAGAGGGAGCGGAGCUGCAUUCUGGAGUGGAGAUAGACGUGUAUAAAAGGGAAAGCUUGUGGCCUUUGGAGCCAUACAAUGAUCAGGAACUGAGAGUGGCAAGAGCCAAGGAGUAAGCUCAGUAGGAUACAGUUCGUGAGUCACUUCUCUGACAUCAAGCAGUUACACUAGGCUUACCUACCCUUCUCAUUUGUAGUAAACAUAUUUUUGGAUCAGGACAUUCUGAUAACAAUCAAACUUCUUUCAGUCUUCUAUUUUCAGAAACCUACCAGACAUAUUGUAGCCUUAGACUGCUUUCAUUCUUAAAGUUGCACAGUGCUCACUUCUUAUCUGAAUUCACUUCUGGUUAGAGGAGAGAGAUAGAGUAGAAGCACACAAUUCCACAAUGCCCAUGGAGCAAGUAUUCAGGCACGGCGACAAAGAUACGCUGAAGAUGGCCAUGCUGAAGCACGAACAGACUUUCAGACAGCAAGUUCACGAGCUCCAUCGCUUAUACAGGAUCCAGAAGCUUCUGAUGCGAGACCUCAAGAGGGAGCUCAAGAGCCAGAGGAACCUGUCGACCUCCCCGAACGGCGGCUCCACCGAGCACAGCAGAGGCGCGCUCGGCAUGUGCGCCUACGAGCACCGCUACGCCGCUCGCGGUCCCGGCGGCUACGUAGCAGUAGCGACACCAACGCCCCGCACGGCGCUCAGCUUCGACGUCGUGGCGCCGGCCGUCGAGUACGUGCGGAGCGCGGAGGAGGAGGACGACGACGACGCGGAGGAGGAGACCGACGACGACGCGGAGCUGAAGCUCACGCUGGCCGUGGGCGGCGGCGGGGCCAAGAAGAGGUACGGCGAGUACCCGUCCGGCGGGGAGAGCCUCUCGUCGUCGUCGACGGAGUCCGACGUGCUCAACGCCUCCGGCCGCGAGUGGCGCCAGGCGCGCGGCACGCCGUACCACCACAAGAGGAGGCCGGGCGCCGGGCUGGACGUGGUACAGGCGGUGGAUGACGGCGUCGGGAUGCAGGCGCCGCCGCCGCUGCUGUUCCACUGGCUCAGCCUCAAGAUGGCAUGACGCUAUGAGAGGGGGAACCAAAGAAACACAUUGCAUGUGUCGAUUGCUGCUCCUAGUGUCACUGUGUGUGUCAGGGUGUUGACUUGCUACUGUUCUUCAGUUGAAUGCUGCGUGUUCAGAUCAAGUCUAGAAAUUAAAUCAAUAAUUGACUAGUCGUUCAGGAGAAUGUAGGAGCCACUUCCCAAAAUGUAAGGAGGCUGUAGGGGCUUGCUUUUCAGCUACAAGUGUGACUACCUAACGGCAAGUGCUUCUGCAGUUCUGCUCUUGUUGACGACAGAUACAAGGCGGCGAAAAUGCAAGACAAGUUCGGUGAAAACAAUAGGACCUUGUGCCCUGCAAAUUUCAGUGUGAUGUUAAUCGAAUGGCUGGCUGAUCCAAACUUGUGCCCCCUGAAA
This is a messenger RNA of Panicum virgatum (switchgrass), 1532 nucleotides long. RefSeq lists its product as uncharacterized. NCBI's taxonomy places the organism in Eukaryota, Viridiplantae, Streptophyta, Magnoliopsida, Poales, Poaceae. The transcript has 3 exons. The record is from RefSeq and is a predicted model, not a curated record. Bases 466 to 1137 code for a protein of 223 amino acids.